Messenger RNA from Marmota flaviventris (yellow-bellied marmot), 3361 nucleotides. RefSeq names its product NAD kinase 2, mitochondrial (gene Nadk2). Gene Ontology annotation, biological process: NADP+ biosynthetic process; NAD+ metabolic process. Gene Ontology annotation, cellular component: mitochondrion. NCBI's taxonomy places the organism in Eukaryota, Metazoa, Chordata, Mammalia, Rodentia, Sciuridae. The record is from RefSeq and is a predicted model, not a curated record. Gene Ontology annotation, molecular function: NAD+ kinase activity.
AACCUCUGCCAGUCCGGCGCUAAGUUAAAGGCCGGGACGGUGCGGUCUGCGCGCACUCCUGGAGGCGGGGUGCGCAGGCAGGAGCCCGAGCCUGCAGCCGCGGCCGGGCAGACGAUGACUUGCUACCGGGGCUUCCUGCUGGGCAGCUGUUGUCGCGUGGCGGGCGGCCGGGCGGCGCUGCGUGGGUCAGGCGCGGGAGGCCCUGCCGCGCGGCCCCGGCUUGGCGGUGACGGCGACCGGAGGCACCUAGGGCACGGGCAGCCGCGCGAGCUGGCGGGCUGUGGCAGCCGUCCGGAAGGCGGCUUCCGCCCCUCGCGGGUGGUGGUGGUGGCCAAAACCACCCGGUACGAGUUCGAGCAGCAGCGGUACCGCUACGCGGAGCUCUCGGAAGAGGACCUGAAGCAGCUGCUUGCAUUGAAAGGCUCUAGCUACAGUGGACUACUUGAACGACAUCAUAUUCACACCAAAAAUGUAGAACAUAUUAUAGAUAGUUUACGGAAAGAAGGAAUUGAGGUUCGUCUGGUAAAGAGGAGAGAAUAUGAUGAAGAGACUGUUCGGUGGGCAGAUGCAGUCAUAGCUGCAGGAGGUGAUGGCACAAUGCUUCUGGCAGCAAGUAGAGUCUUGGAUAGACUGAAACCAGUUAUAGGGGUAAACACUGAUCCAGAACGGUCAGAGGGUCACUUAUGUCUGCCUGUUCGAUAUACACAUUCCUUCCCAGAAGCCUUACAGAAGUUCUAUCGUGGUGAGUUCAGGUGGUUAUGGAGGCAGCGUAUCAGGUUAUACCUUGAAGGGACUGGCAUAAACCCCAUUCCUGUGGAUCUUCAUGAACAGCAACUAAGUCUGAAUCAGCAUAGCAGAGCCUUCAACAUUGAAAGAGUUGAUGAUGAAAGGUCGGAGACUUCAGGACCCCAACUUUUGCCAGUGAGAGCUCUAAAUGAAGUCUUUAUUGGGGAGAGUCUAUCAUCCAGGGCAUCCUACUACGAAAUUUCAGUUGAUGAUGGCCCGUGGGAAAAACAGAAGAGCUCAGGGCUCAAUUUGUGUACUGGAACGGGAUCCAAGGCCUGGUCAUUCAAUAUUAACAGGGUUGCAACUCAGGCUGUGGAAGAUGUUUUAAAUAUUGCAAAACGACAAGGAAAUUUGAAUCUUCCAUUAAACAGAGAAUUGGUAGAGAAAGUAACAAAUGAAUAUAAUGAAUCACUGCUGUACAGUCCAGAAGAACCAAAAAUACUUUUCAGUAUUCGAGAACCAAUAGCAAACAGAGUUUUCUCAAGCAGUCGUCAGCGUUGUUUCUCCUCAAAGGUUUGUGUUCGUUCUCGUUGUUGGGAUGCCUGUAUGGUUGUGGAUGGAGGAACUUCUUUUGAAUUUAAUGAUGGAGCAAUUGCUUCAAUGAUGAUCAAUAAAGAAGAUGAGCUUCGAACUGUGCUACUAGAACAGUGAAGGAUUUCCUCAGAUUGCAAAUUUUGAUUACUGGAAAAAUAUUUUUACUGUGGAAACAGAUCAUCAGCCAUAAAGCUACACUGUUUUUUUGUUUUGGUGGUUAUUAGGACUGGUUGCUCCUGGGCUCAAAGGUGACAAAGAAAGUGAGAUAAUAAUCUUCUAUUGGAUUCUGAUAGAAAAAAAAGAUAUUCAUUCUGUGAGAAAAAUGAACUAAAUGUAUUAGAAUUGAUAAUAGUAAAUUUCUCUACUAUUUACAAUUGUUAACCAAGAGCGUUGGUAUCUUUUCAAAUUUAGAGAGGCAGGCUUAAAUAAAGGAUUCAACGUUUAGGAUUUAAAAAUUUAACUGUACAAGUUAAAUUUGACUGUAUGUGUGGUAGUUUUUUGGGUUGUUUUUUUUUUUUUGCUUCCCUCUCCUUUUGUGGAAUAUUUUUUUAUAGUACCUGUCAAAUUUUUUAAAAUUUUUGAUGAUGGGGAAUUUUGUUAAGUCUUGACAUUCACCUAAUUGAAGUAGGUUAAUGUGUUUUUUAAUAUGUGCUAAGAAUUUUCUAAUUCUAGGACACAAUGAAGUGGUGACUUUUGAUUUAAAAAUUUAAAUCACUUUUGAAAUUGCAGAUACUUCCAUUUGAUGUUCCUUCUAGUUAAUUUCAACAAUACUGGGUGGAAUACACCAAUGGGACAAAGUCAUGAUGCUGUUAAAAAUGUUGUAAUUAUCCAGUACCUAUUUUGGGUCAAUUUUUAAAAAAUGAUUUGAGUCCAAUAGGUGUUUUCCAUCUUUAAAACUCUCUAACAUGGAUUCAGGAACUAAAAGUAAGAACUGAUGGGACAUCUUCUAUUAGGAGACAUUUUCUUUUGGUAUUAUCUUUAACAAAUAUUUUCAUCUAGUGUUAAUAUUGUCAGAGGAUGGAUUAAUAAACAAAUAUGUCUUUGCUUUUCAAAAGCAAGGGCUGUAGCUCAGUAUUGAGGUUUUCACUUAUUUUCAAAUUUUGCAUAAUAGCUUUGUAGGAUAAAAUGCCGUGGCUUUUCCCCCCAUUAUGAGAACUCCUUUAUUUUUGGAGGAAAUUAUUUUAUUCUUUAACCCUAGAAUUUUCACAGAAUGCUCUUACUGCUGCAAGAUGAAGUGGUAUUAUCAUGCCAUUUAUUCAGUUGUAUAUUUUUUUCACUUGAUGGUGAAAACAGUUGUCAUUGAUAAAUAUUUAUGAACCUCACCGUGUCAUCUAUUCUGUGUCAGGUGCUUGAUCUACAUUAAUGAAUGAGAGAGAGUCCAUAGUAUUUGAGACUAGUGACCUCAGAAGUAAAAAUUCCGUGAAAGCUAAGAUAUGUAGUCAAAUGAGUGCUCUUAGUUUUGCCAAUGAUUAACAUGUUACUUUUAUCCAUACUUUUAAAAAUGUUAAUGUACAACAGUGGUCUAGGUGUUGAUGUAUAAUGGAGAAGAAUCUGUUUUUCUCUUAAUUAAGAGUACCUGCGUAGACUGUUAGAGCAAAUUUAUUGAUACAUCAGAUGGAAAUAAAAUAAAGAUCAGUUUUCCCAGAGCUGGAUCUGAUUUUUUUUUCAAAAAAUGAUAUAUAUAAGAAAGAAGUUAAAUUCCAUACUAUGGAUUAACCACUCUAACAGGUUUUAAAUACUUUCUUGAAAAAAAUGUCAACUCUGCCUUUAAUAUUGGAAGGAAAUCUGAUUAUUCACAUGUUACCAUAGAUGUUAAUAUGUAACAUUAAUAGGCAACGUAUUGUGUGAAAUUGUUCAUAUGCCAUAUUUUUAAAGGUUUUAAGAAUACUUACUCUGCUCCAUUUGCAAUAUAACUUCUGCUCCAUGGUGGGAAUUCAUUUCUGAGAGAUGAGUGGCAAAAGAUGUUAGAAUAACAGAUGUUUUUAUGAAUGAGUUAACUGUUUAAUGGCAACUACAUGUGAAUAAAAUUAAACCUUUGUUA